Molecule: messenger RNA, 981 nt
Organism: Gigantopelta aegis
Lineage: Eukaryota; Metazoa; Mollusca; Gastropoda; Neomphalida; Peltospiridae
Product: chitin deacetylase 7-like
Exons: 1
Coding region: 1-981 (326 amino acids)
Biological process (GO): carbohydrate metabolic process
Molecular function (GO): hydrolase activity, acting on carbon-nitrogen (but not peptide) bonds
Source: RefSeq, a predicted model, not a curated record
AUGGUUAUUAUGACAGUGAACUGUUCGAACUGCCAUCAAGGAGCGAACUGUCGACUGCCCCAGUGCUCAUGCACCUCCUACAGCAGCCCCCUGCCCGUCAAGGACACCCCGCAGAUAAUCUUUUACGGAUUUGACGAUGCCCUGAACGGUCAGAUGGCCCAGCAUUAUCGGAAGUUGUUUUCUUCUGAUCGCAAGAACCCCAACGAUUGCCCGAUAUCGAUGUCACUGUACGUCCAGCACGACUACACGGACUACAGUCUGGUGAGGGAGUUCUACAAGAAGGGGAUGGAGAUAGGAGUCCACAGUGUGACUCACACCAACAUAGACACAGAGGCGAAACUCGCAGACGAGGCAGAGCACCAGAAGAGUAACCUAGCCCAACUAGGGAGUGUCCCAAAAGAAGAAAUCAUUGGAUGGAGAAGUCCGAAUCUUGAGACUGCGGGAGACACGCAGCCGAUGACAUUGAAGAAACUUGGCUACACCUACGAUAUUUCUUUGACAUACACUGUUAGAAAACGGCACGAGAAGAAACCGUGGCCCUAUACCAUGGAUUAUGGUUAUCCUUAUUACUGUGAGAUACCGCCAUGCCCAAAGCCAACAUCUGGCCAGAAAGGGUUUUGGGAGGUUCCUAUUAUAGCCUUUUUGGAUUAUAAGGGAGCCUAUCCAUGUGCCUAUGUAGAUGGAUGCAGCAAUUCACCUACUACAGAGGAAGAUGCAUUCGAAUUUCUGUGGGAAAAUUUCGAAGACAACUACGAGACACGAACCCCACUAGGCUUCAGCAUGCACGCGGCAUGGUUCGAAAGACCGCAUAAUCUGGCAGCCAUGGACAGGUUUAUAAAAGAAAUGACCAAGAAGGACGAUGUGUAUAUUGUGUCAGUGCAGAAGAUGCUGGAAUGGAUGAAGCACCCAACAAAACUUUCAGAAUUGUAUAAACUGAAGGCUUGGGGAUGCAAAUCUGCUUCCAUAGAUCAGCAGUCAUAA